This is a messenger RNA of Spinacia oleracea (spinach), 1065 nucleotides long. RefSeq lists its product as uncharacterized. The transcript is spliced from 3 exons. The record is from RefSeq and is a predicted model, not a curated record. Lineage: Eukaryota; Viridiplantae; Streptophyta; Magnoliopsida; Caryophyllales; Amaranthaceae. Bases 1 to 1065 code for a protein of 354 amino acids.
AUGGGAAAUCUCUCAUCCCUAUCACAUUGGAUAUGGAAUCGGGAUAAUAUCAAUCCGUGGGUGGCAUUGUUUAAAAUCCAGGCUCGGGUACAUGACGUGCUAGAGCGUAUUAUUCCUCCAAAGGACGACGGAAAGAAAGCAGCGUAUGAAAAGGCCAAGGCGACUGACCUCCCCCUAUGGAACCGCCUUGACGCCCCCGUCCUACAGUGGAUAUAUGCCACAAUCUCUACUGUUAUUCUCAACUCCAUUCUCAUUGACGAUGAUUUGGCAGAACAUGCUUGGGAAAGCGUCGCUGAUCUUUUCCAUGAUAAUAAGCAUUCUAGGGCUCUGUUUCUCAGCAACGAAUUCACCACCACCAAGCUUGCUGAUUUCUCCACCACAAACGCCUACUGCAACCAACUGAAGAGUAUCGUCGAUCAACUUGCCAAUGUUGGGGCUCCCGUCAAUGAUCAUGCGUUGGUGUUUAAGCUCCUUCAAGGUUUGAAUGAGCCGCGAAACAAGAGGAUGGUACAGCCCUUUGUUGCUCAUGACCCGCCAUCAGAUGAGCGUUCCAGUGCCAACAACAAUUCUCAAGGUAAUUAUAAUAAUUAUCAUAAUUAUAAUAAUAAUAGUUACCGUGGAAAUAACAACAGGAAGAACAAUAAAUCUGGCGGUCGGAACAACGGCAAGGCCCAGCGUGGCGGCGGCUCCAGCGGUGGUGGUGGGUCAGACCAUAACGCCGGCAGUCAGAACACGGGCAGCGGUGGAACUCGCAGCCAACAACAAUGGCAGUUUCCUUGGCAGUUUCUUCCACGGACACUUCCCCCUAGCCCAUAUCCCACUUACAAUUGGGUCAGGCCCAAUCUGCCGUCUAGACCACAGCAGCAACAAGCAGGGAUUCUGGGCCCAAUGCCCCAACAUUCGGCCUACCAGGCUACUGCACCAAGCCCAACUGACAUAGAGGCAGCCAUGUACACACUCGGGAUCACUCCACCGGAUCCAAAUUGGUACAUGGACACCGGUGCCACCUCCCACAUGACCUCCGCACAAGGAUUUUCCGACGGGGACGCGCCUACUGAGGUGUGA